GGGAUCGCCUCCCGCGCCGGUCCUCCAGCUUCCCAUCCUGCCCUCGGCCCGCCUGAAUGGGGCAGAUGCAAGAUGGCGGCGAACGCGAACUCCGCCGGCGGCGGCGGCGGCCUCUCGCUCUUCGAGUGCCCCAGCUGGGCAGGGAAACCACCACCUGGCUUACAUCUGGAUGUGGUCAAAGGAGACAAACUCAUUGAGAAACUCAUCAUUGAUGAGAAGAAAUACUAUCUCUUUGGGAGAAAUCCUGAUCUGUGCGAUUUUACCAUUGACCACCAGUCUUGCUCUCGGGUCCAUGCUGCCUUGGUCUAUCACAAACAUCUCAAGAGGGUUUUCCUCAUAGAUCUAAACAGCACACAUGGCACGUUCUUGGGUCAUAUCCGUUUGGAACCUCACAAACCCCAACAGAUACCCAUUGACUCCACGGUUUCAUUUGGCGCUUCUACACGGGCAUAUACUCUGCGAGAGAAGCCUCAGACACUGCCAUCAGCAGUUAAAGGAGAUGAGAAAAUGGGCGGUGAAGAUGAAGAGCUCAAGGGCUUGCUGGGCCUGCCAGAGGAGGAGACAGAACUUGACAACCUGACAGAGUUUAAUACAGCCCACAACAAAAGAAUUUCCACGCUAACCAUUGAGGAAGGGAAUUUGGAUAUUCAGAGACCAAAGAGAAAACGGAAGAACUCCAGAGUGACAUUCAGUGAUGAUGAUGAAAUCAUCAAUCCAGAGGAUGUGGACCCUUCUGUUGGGCGUUUCAGGAACAUGGUACAGACAGCAGUAGUCCCUGUUAAGAAAAAACGGUUGGAGAAUCCAGGCUCAUUGACCACAGAUGAUUCUGCAUCACGACGUAUGCAAAACUUUCCCUACAGUGGAGGAUUAUAUGGUGGUUUACCUCCAACUCACAAUGAGGCAGGUUCCCAAUCGCAUGGCGUCCAUGGGACAGCACUCAUUGGUGGUCUGCCAAUGCCCUACCCCAAUCUUGCCCCAGAUGUGGACUUGACUCCUGUUGUGCCCUCAACAGUUAACAUGAACCCAGCUCCAAACCCUGCUGUCUUUAAUCCUGAAGCUGUGAAUGAACCCAAGAAGAAGAAAUAUGCAAAGGAGGCAUGGCCGGGCAAGAAGCCAACCCCUUCCCUACUGAUCUGAGCUGGGUUUUGUUGAGGGAGGGUGGGAGUACGAACUCCAGAAACUGUUCAUGUGCAGUAUCGUCUUUUUAAAAUU
Messenger RNA from Gymnogyps californianus (California condor), 1212 nucleotides. RefSeq names its product protein phosphatase 1 regulatory subunit 8 (gene PPP1R8). The record is from RefSeq and is a predicted model, not a curated record. Bases 73 to 1137 code for a protein of 354 amino acids. The transcript has 7 exons. NCBI's taxonomy places the organism in Eukaryota, Metazoa, Chordata, Aves, Accipitriformes, Cathartidae. Gene Ontology annotation, cellular component: nuclear speck. Gene Ontology annotation, molecular function: protein serine/threonine phosphatase inhibitor activity; protein binding; mRNA binding.